ACUCCAAACCACUGUCAGAAAAAAGGUACAAAACCUGCCACUGGGGUAGAACCCUUUGAAAAACUUGUUUUGUGAGUGCAUAUUGGCACUUCAGAGGUACAUAUUGGGACCAAAUGUGCACUUAUCUGUACAUAAAUGAUACAUAUUUGGACCUUUUCAAAGGGUGCCAUCCCAGUGACCGUUUGUUUUCUAACGGUGUUUGGUGUUUUAGUUCAUUUAUGAUUUAGUAGCCAUCUGGUAACAACAGACAUCCCAAUAUGCACGCUAACAGUAUUUUCUUGAAUUCUGCAGAUCAUUUCGAGUCAGUCGUGCUAUGGAGGGCGCGGAAGAGAACACAUCUUCUGAUCUGCAUUAUAAAGUCAUUCUACUGGGGAGAACCGGAGCAGGGAAAAGUGCCACAGGAAACACCAUAUUGGGAAGAAAGGCUUUCGUUUCAAAGAAGAGUUUCAGAACUGUGACACAAGAGGUGCAAAGUGACAGCGUGACCAUCGAUGGAGUGAAACUUACAAUCUAUGACACGCCAGGAUUCUUUGACCCAGAAACCGAGCGGAGCCCUGCAGUGAUGUUCAGAAGAGAGGGGUUUCCAGAGUUAGACUCAACAGAGCCGCUCGUGAUUCUGCUGGUGAUCACAACCGACAGAUUCACCGCAGAAGAGAAGGACACGGUUGAGUCUAUUGAAGAUUUCUUACCAGACUGGCUGAUAAAAAACACCUGGAUCAUUUUCACCAGAGGAGAUGAGCUGGAGAGGGACGGAGACACAAUAGAAACCUUAAUAGACGAAUCACAGGAUCUGAAAGCAGUUGUUCAGAGAUUUGAGAACAGAUACUUUGUCUUUAAUAAUGUUGCACAGGGUCCAAAUCAUCCGGACGUGAAAAGGUUAAUGGAUGUUAUAAGAACUGUACAGCCUUUAGCACCAGAGACUAAGCCGUUUCUUCAGAGACAGAUUCCAGCGGAGCAUGAACGUCACUCCAGUGAGAGAAGAUUGAUUUUACUGGGGAGAACAGGAGCUGGAAAGAGUGCAACUGGAAACACUUUACUGGGAGAUAAAGUAUUUAAGUCUGAACACAGCUUCAGUUCAGUGACACAACACUGUGACAUUCACAAAGCAGUAGUUUCACAGAAACAGGUCUCGGUUGUUGACACUCCUGGGUUUUUAGAUUUAACUUCAAGGCCUGAAGAUUUAGCAGAAGAAAUGGGCAAAAGUGUUUGGUUGUGCAGUGCAGGACCUCAUGCUUUCCUGUAUGUGGUGUCAGCAACACAAAGAAUGAGCACUGAAGAUGAAAAUGACAUCAAAAACAUCAAAAGCAUAUAUGGAGAAGAAGAAGUAAAGUACACAAUCCCUGUGUUCACUCACUGUGAUCAGCUGGAUGGAAGGAGUGUAGAAGAUCUUCUCCAACAGAACGAGGUGCUCAGUAGAUUUGUUCAGCGGUGUGGAGGGAGAUAUCACACCAUGAACAAUAAAGACAUCAGAAACAGAAGACAGGUGACCAGACUGCUGCACAAGAUUGAUGAAAUGUUAGAAGAGAACGGAGGAGGACACUACACCAAUGAGAUGUUUCAGCACGCACAGAAAUGUGGACAAGAUGAGAACGAUGAUGAUGAAGACAUCUCAGGCAAUGAUGAGAAGAUGCAGUGUGCACAGAAUGAGAGUAGUCCCAGCCAUGAUGAAGCCAGUGAGACAGUGCAGGGAACAAAGGAAAGCUGGUUAGGAAGAGUGUGGAGGAGAGUCAGAGGUUCCUUUAGGAAAUUCAUGAAUAGAUUCAGGAGGCAUUUUGAUGCUGUAGCUCAGUUUUUGUAUUCUCUUGCUCAGAGGAUUAUUGAUUUUGUAACAAAUCUAUCAAGGACAUCAGAAACAAAACAAGACCGUUCAUCAAGUGGUCAACGAUGUCAGAGUAAACAUCUCGCUCUCAAUCCAAUUGCAAAGAAGUGACAUCAGUAAAAACAGUUAAAAAAAAAAGUUCAAUCUGAUCUGAUACCACUGAAAUGUCUGUCUGUUGCUACGUUUGUUUGUUUUUAUCUAUUAAUAUGACUGAUGUUUUUCUGUAUAUUGUGUAUGCCAAUCAUUUUAACUGUAUUUUGGGUGACGUGUAACUUUCUGUCCAGGGAUAAUUUUCUGCCUGGUUAAUUCUGGCAUGUUUAAAGAACGCACAUUUAUGUUCGUUUUAAAUAAACAAUAAAAAAUAUAUAAUUACA
Molecule: messenger RNA, 2193 nt
Organism: Triplophysa rosa
Lineage: Eukaryota; Metazoa; Chordata; Actinopteri; Cypriniformes; Nemacheilidae
Product: GTPase IMAP family member 8-like
Exons: 2
Coding region: 314-1930 (538 amino acids)
Molecular function (GO): GTP binding
Source: RefSeq, a predicted model, not a curated record